Oppiella nova is the source of this 879-nucleotide messenger RNA. The record is from the annotation of a GenBank genome assembly. Lineage: Eukaryota; Metazoa; Arthropoda; Arachnida; Sarcoptiformes; Oppiidae.
UGAGACGAGACUUCACAACACAUCCAAUGAUUUGAAAUAAAUAUAUAAGUUUUCAAUUGCGAGACAACGAUGCCGUCCACCCGUUUAAUACCCGUGCGAUUCAUUAUAAUGAUAGGACAUCUCGUUAUUCUCAUACUUCUCUUAUGGGAUAGAGACGAUAGCGUAAGAGCUUGUAUUCCAUGGGAUUCCAUGGGAUUUAGCACCACUCAAUACAACACCAAGAAUAUCGAGACGGAUUCGUUAUGCAUAGCAUUAAGUUCUCAGUUGCGGAUAAUUUUCGACAAUAUUGAGGAGUAUGUCAUCGAUGUAUGUCCGCAGCUUCACAUUCACUUCCUGCUGAUCCUUCAGAGCUGUUCUCAACUAUUGAGUCAAACAAAUGACAAGUGGUUACAAACAAAUCAAAUAAUGCUUAAACAAAUUCCUAACUCUGAGGCCAAGGAUGAGACCACUUCUCCCUCUUUGAGAAGAUUUCUGCCCUCUUCUAACCGAUUGUUGAGCAGUAGUGCCGACAGCUCUUCAUUGGCCUCUCGAAGGGCUAUGUUUUCGUCUUUCAGUUCUUUUAACUGUCGAUCCAUUUCGGAGUUGUAUAGCAUAUCGAUGUCAUCACUUGAAGACAUGUCGAGAGUUGACACUCUCUUCUUCUUCGUGUUUACGGACAACAUCUCGAAGUUUGUUCACUUCAAGCCUCAGGCCAUCGAUUUCAAUACUCUUGUCAUUGAUCUGAUCCUCGAGUUCUGUUUUGACGAUCCGAUUCAAGUAUUGUUCACAUUCUUGAGAUUUCUCCCUCUCAUGUCUGGCCAUCACAUCCUUAUAACGUCUGUCUUCUUCUCCACUCCUCUCUUCGUUUUGAAUCUCAAUAUCUCUGAGCUGUUCCUCUAA